AUGUCCAAGGUUGGCCAAAAUAAUCAGGGGAGAAGUUUUCAGAGGCUCGGACAAGGUCUCUAUUUUACUCCAUUCUCCUCAAAAGCUCAUUUUUAUGGUCACGGGGGUGUAGGUGCCUUUUUCUUUUUUGAUAAACCUGAUUGA
Acaulospora colombiana is the source of this 144-nucleotide messenger RNA. Lineage: Eukaryota; Fungi; Glomeromycota; Glomeromycetes; Diversisporales; Acaulosporaceae. The record is from the annotation of a GenBank genome assembly.